UGGUAGAGCACGCUAGAUGGUCCCGAUCCUUGCAUCAUUUCCGACCUGGUCGUUGGUGGUAGACAUCAACCUGCACCCACGCUAAAAUGAGGUUCUGCUGAUGCUCAGUAUUCAAAGGCGUCCAUGCUUGCUGCGCAUUCAACGAACGACACCUUCAACUCGUAUCUACCCAGUCGUCUUCUGACUGCAUAGAACACUCCCGUCGUCUUGUAAUUUAGGAAGGUGGACACUGCUAAAGUACUUGCAUCUACCUAGGUAGACAUUGCUUUCCGACAUGCUUCUCCAGCUUCUGCUUGUUGCCUUGACAUACCGCAUUGGUGAUGCAUACGCUCACCUAAACCAAGUUGUUUCGCCGCGGGGGUACCUAGGUAGUCCUAAACGAAACUGCGGGGAAGAGACGUGCUUGGCCCGCCGCUGGCAUCAUCGCUCCCACGCCCGUCGCGAUGCCGCAGCAAUAUACCUCAUCAGGCACUAUAGACGUUCGCCAGCUCCUCUUUCCUCGACCAACGACGUGAACGAAGAUCAGAUCACAUACCUAACCACUACGCGUUCAAAUCUGCUCCACAGAACAACGGCGCGUGUUGCUGCACACUCGUACACUCCCAACGGCUUCAUAAUGCUGAAGAGCUCAACUGACAAUUUGCUUAUGGCUGGGUGUAGCGCCCGGCACUACUGGCAUAAUGCGUGACAAGUCAGGGAACGAGUCUUAAGUGCCAUGGGACGAAAGGGUGUAUGAUUAGGACACGCGUUUUGAGGGUCUUG
Molecule: messenger RNA, 762 nt
Organism: Alternaria alternata
Lineage: Eukaryota; Fungi; Ascomycota; Dothideomycetes; Pleosporales; Pleosporaceae
Exons: 2
Coding region: 275-688 (137 amino acids)
Source: RefSeq, a predicted model, not a curated record